CGGCUGCCAUGGUUGCCCUGUCCCUCAAGAUCGGCAUCGGCAAUGUGGUCAAGACGAUGCAGUUUGAGCCCUCCACCAUGGUGUACGAUGCUUGCCGCAUCAUCCGCGAGCGGGUGCCGGAGGCGCAGAUGGGGCAGCCCAAUGACUUCGGCCUGUUUCUGUCGGAUGAGGACCCCAAGAAAGGCAUCUGGCUGGAAGCUGGAAAGGCUUUGGAUUACUACAUGCUGCGCAAUGGGGACACCAUGGAGUACAGGAAGAAGCAGCGGCCCCUGAAAGUGCGCAUGCUGGACGGGACCGUCAAGACCGUCAUGGUGGACGAUUCAAAGACUGUCACAGACAUACUCAUGACCAUCUGUGCCAGGAUUGGUAUCACCAACUAUGACGAGUACUCUCUUGUGCGGGAGAUCAUGGAGGAGAAGAAGGAGGAGCAGACUGGCACCCUCAAGAAAGACAAGACCCUCCUGCGGGACGAGAAAAAGAUGGAGAAGCUCAAGCAGAAACUCCACACGGAUGAUGAGUUGAACUGGCUGGAUCACGGACGCACUCUGCGGGAGCAGGGCAUCGAUGAAAGUGAGACGCUGCUCCUCCGGCGGAAGUUCUUCUAUUCGGACCAGAACGUGGAUUCCCGGGAUCCGGUGCAGCUCAAUCUCCUCUACGUGCAGGCCCGAGAUGACAUCCUGAAUGGCUCUCACCCCGUCUCCUUUGACAAGGCCUGCGAGUUUGCUGGCUACCAGUGUCAGAUCCAGUUUGGUCCCCACAAUGAGAUGAAGCACAAGCCAGGAUUCUUGGAUCUGAAGGAUUUUCUGCCCAAGGAGUAUAUCAAGCAGAAGGGGGAGCGCAAGAUUUUCAUGGCCCACAAGAAUUGCGGCAACAUGAGUGAGAUUGAGGCCAAGGUCCGCUACGUGAAGCUGGCCCGCUCCCUCAAGACGUACGGGGUCUCCUUUUUCUUAGUCAAGGAGAAAAUGAAGGGGAAGAACAAGCUGGUCCCCCGCCUGCUGGGCAUCACCAAGGAGUGCGUCAUGCGAGUGGACGAGAAGACCAAGGAGGUCAUCCAGGAGUGGAACCUCACCAACAUCAAACGCUGGGCGGCCUCGCCCAAAAGCUUCACUCUGGAUUUUGGAGAUUACCAGGAUGGCUACUACUCAGUGCAGACGACGGAAGGGGAACAAAUUGCCCAGCUCAUCGCCGGCUACAUCGACAUCAUCCUGAAGAAGAAAAAGAGCAAGGACCACUUCGGGCUGGAGGGGGAUGAGGAAUCCACCAUGCUCGAGGACUCCGUGUCUCCCAAAAAGUCAACAGUGCUGCAGCAGCAGUUCAACCAGGUGAACAAGGUGGAGCAUGGCUCUGUGGCUCUCCCAGCCAUCAUGCGGCCUGGGGCAGGGGGGCCAGAGAACUUCCAGAUGGGCACCAUGCCCCAGGCCCAGCAGCAGGUGACCAGUGGCCAGAUGCACCGUGGGCACAUGCCCCCUCUGACCUCCGCUCAGCAGGCCUUGACGGGCACCAUCAACUCGAGCAUGCAGGCCGUGCACGCUGCCCAGUCCAACCUGGAUGACUUUGAGACCCUGCCUCCUCUGGGACAGGACGCGGCCUCCAAAGCCUGGCGCAAGAACAAGAUGGAUGAGUCCAAGCACGAGAUCCACUCACAGGUGGAUGCCAUCACUGCGGGCACCGCCUCUGUGGUCAACCUGACUGCGGGUGACCCUGCCGAGACAGACUACACAGCCGUAGGCUGCGCCGUCACCACCAUCUCCUCCAACCUGACAGAGAUGUCCAAAGGGGUCAAGCUGCUGGCGGCGCUCAUGGAGGACGAGGGCGGCAACGGGCGGCAGCUCCUGCAGGCCGCCAAGAACCUGGCCGGCGCCGUCUCGGAGCUGCUGAAGACUGCGCAGCCGGCCAGCACCGAGCCACGGCAGAACCUCUUGCAAGCGGCAGGUGCCGUGGGGCAGACAAGCGGAGAGUUGCUGCAGCAGAUAGGGGAGAGCGAUACUGACCCCCAUUUCCAGGACAUGCUGAUGCAGCUGGCCAAGGCCGUGGCGAGUGCUGCAGCAGCUUUGGUCUUGAAGGCCAAGAACGUGGCCCAGAAGACGGAGGACUCCGCACUGCAGACCCAAGUGAUCGCGGCAGCCACGCAGUGCGCCCUCUCCACCUCCCAGCUGGUGGCUUGUACCAAGGUGGUGGCCCCCACCAUCAGCUCGCCCGUGUGCCAGGAGCAGCUCAUUGAGGCCGGGAAGCUGGUGGCCAAGUCUGUGGAGAGCUGCGUGGAUGCCUCCCAGGCGGCCACUGACGACCAACAGCUGCUGAAGCACGUGGGGGUGGCAGCCACGGCUGUGACGCAGGCCCUCAACGACCUCCUGGAACACAUCAAGCAACACGCCACGGGUGGGCAGCCGAUCGGGCGCUACGACCAGGCCACCGACACCAUCCUCAACGUCACGGAGAACAUCUUCAGUUCCAUGGGGGAUGCUGGGGAAAUGGUGCGUCAGGCACGGAUUCUGGCCCAGGCGACCUCUGACCUGGUGAACGCCAUCAAGGCUGAUGCCGAGGGGGAAACAGACCUCGAGAACUCACGGAAACUUCUGAGUGCUGCCAAGAUCCUGGCUGAUGCCACUGCCAAGAUGGUGGAGGCAGCAAAGGGGGCUGCAGCCCACCCGGACAGCGAAGAGCAGCAGCAGCGGCUGCGGGAGGCAGCGGAGGGGCUCCGGAUGGCCACCAACGCCGCGGCCCAGAAUGCCAUCAAGAAGAAGCUGGUGCACCGGCUGGAGCAUGCAGCGAAGCAAGCGGCCGCUGCCGCCACCCAGACCAUUGCGGCUGCCCAGCAUGCAGCCACGGCCAACAAGAACCCUUCUGCCCAGCAGCAGCUGGUGCAGAGCUGCAAGGUGGUGGCUGAGCAGAUCCCGAUGUUGGUGCAGGGGGUGCGCGGCAGCCAGGCUCAGCCCGACAGCCCCAGCGCCCAGCUGUCGCUCAUCGCUGCCAGCCAGAACUUCUUGCAGCCCGGUGGGAAGAUGGUCACUGCCGCCAAGGCCACCGUGCCCACCAUCGUGGACCAGGCGUCUGCCAUGCAGCUUAGCCAGUGCGCCAAGAACCUGGCAGCGGCUCUAGCCGAGCUCCGCACCGCAGCACAGAAGGCCCAGGAGGCCUGCGGGCCCCUGGAGAUCGAUUCUGCCCUCAGCCUGGUGCAGAGCCUGGAGCGAGACUUGCAGGAAGCCAAGGCAGCUGCGCAGGAGGGCAAGCUGAAGCCGCUGCCGGGAGAGACGAUGGAGAAAAGUGCCCAGGAUCUGGGGAACAGCACCAAAGCGGUGAGCUCUGCCAUUGCCCAGCUGUUGGGAGAGGUUGCCCAGGGCAAUGAGAACUACACAGGGCUGGCAGCCCGAGAUGUGGCCCAUGCGCUGCGCUCCCUGAGCCAGGCGGCACGGGGGGUGGCAGCCAACACCGAGGAGCCCCAGGCGCAGGUGGCCAUGCUAGAGUGUGCCGGAGACGUGAUGGACAAGGCCGGCAACCUCAUCGAGGAGGCUCGCAAGGCAGUGGCGAAGCCAGGGGAUCCCGACGGCCAGCAGCGCUUGGCGCAGGUGGCCAAGGCAGUGUCGCAAGCCCUGAACCGCUGUGUGAACUGCCUGCCUGGGCAGCGGGACGUUGACGCGGCCAUCCGCACCGUGGGCGAGGCCAGCCGGAAGCUUCUGGCUGACUCGUUCCCGCCCAGCAGCAAGAACUUCCAGGAGGCGCAGAGCCACCUCAACCGGGCCGCAGCUGGCCUGAACCAGUCAGCCAAUGAGCUGGUGCAGGCAUCGCGUGGGACCCCCCAGGACCUGGCCAAGGCCUCGGGCAAGUUUGGCCAAGACUUCAAUGAGUUCCUGCAGGCUGGUGUGGAGAUGGCUGGGCAGUCCCCGUCCAAGGAAGCCCAGACCCAGGUGGUCUCUAACCUGAGGAGCAUCUCCAUGUCAUCCAGCAAGCUGCUGCUGGCAGCCAAAGCCCUUUCUGCGGACCCUGCCGCCCCUACCCUCAAGAACCAGCUGGCCGCUGCUGCACGGGCGGUGACAGACAGUAUCAACCAGCUGAUCACCAUGUGCACCCAGCAAGCCCCGGGCCAGAAGGAGUGUGCCAAUGCCCUGCGGGAGCUGGAGACAGUGCGGGAGCUCCUGGAGAACCCCACCCAGGCGGUCAACGACAUGUCCUACUUCAACUGCCUGGACAGUGUCAUGGAGAACUCCAAGGUCCUGGGAGAAGCCAUGGCAGGCAUUUCCCAGAAUGCAAAGAACAGCAAGCUGCCUGAGUUUGGAGACUCCAUUAGCACCGCCUCGAAGGCCCUCUGUGGUUUCACUGAAGCGGCUGCCCAGGCAGCCUACCUUGUUGGCGUCUCUGAUCCCAACAGCCAGGCUGGCCAGCAAGGCCUGGUGGACCCCACCCAGUUUGCCAGAGCCAACCAAGCCAUCCAGAUGGCCUGUCAGAACCUCAUUGACCCUGCCUGCACCCAGUCACAGGUCUUGUCGGCUGCCACCAUCGUGGCCAAGCACACGUCCGCCCUCUGCAACACCUGCCGCCUGGCCUCCUCCCACACGGCCAACCCUGUGGCCAAGCGCCAGUUUGUUCAGUCUGCCAAGGAGGUGGCCAACAGCACCGCCAACCUGGUCAAGACCAUCAAGGCUCUGGAUGGGGCUUUCACCCCUGAGAACCGUGAGCGCUGCCGUGAAGCCACAGCUCCCCUCAUUGAGGCUGUGGACAAUCUGACCGCCUUUGCCUCCAACCCGGAGUUUGCAACGGUGCCUGCCCAGAUCAGCCCGGAGGGUCGCAGAGCCAUGGAGCCCAUCAUCUCCUCUGCCAAGACCAUGCUGGAGAGCUCUGCUGGCCUGAUCCAGACGGCUCGCUCACUCGCCAUGAACCCCAAGGACCCCCCCAAGUGGUCAGUGCUGGCGGGGCACUCACGGACCGUCUCGGACUCCAUCAAGAAGCUGAUCACCAACAUGAGAGACAAGGCGCCCGGGCAGCGGGAGUGCGACGAGGCCAUUGAGGUGCUGGCCAGAUGUAUCCGGGACGUCGACCAGGCCUCCUUGGCAGCCAUCAGCCAGCAGCUGGCCCCCCGCGAGGGCAUCUCCCAGGAGGCCUUACAUGACCAGAUGCUGAUGGCCGUGCAGGAGAUCAGCAACCUCAUCGAGCCGGUGGCCAACGCAGCACGAGCCGAGGCCUCCCAGCUCGGGCACAAGGUGUCCCAGCUGGCCCAGUAUUUCGAACCCUUGGUCCUGGCCGCCGUGGGGGCCGCCUCCAAGACCCUCAAUCACCAGCAGCAGAUGAACCUGCUGGACCAGACCAAGACGCUGGCGGAGUCGGCCCUGCAAAUGCUCUACACAUCCAAGGAGGCGGGGGGCAACCCAAAGCAAGCAGCUCAUACGCAGGAAGCCCUGGAGGAGGCUGUGCAGAUGAUGAAGGAGGCUGUGGAGGACCUCACUACCACGCUGAACGAGGCUGCCAGUGCGGCAGGGGUAGUGGGGGGCAUGGUGGACUCCAUCACACAAGCCAUCAACCAGCUGGAUGAGGGCCCCGUGGGAGAACCCGAGGGGACCUUUGUGGAUUACCAGACGACCAUGGUGAAGACAGCAAAGGCCAUUGCUGUGACUGUCCAGGAGAUGGUCACCAAGUCCACCACCAACCCAGAUGAGCUGGGCACGUUGGCCAACCAGCUCACCAGUGACUAUGGCCAGCUGGCGCACCAGGCCAAGCCCGCCGCCCUCACUGCUGAGAAUGAGGAGAUCGGCUCCCACAUCAAGAACCGGGUGCAGGAGCUGGGCCACGGCUGUGCGGCACUUGUGACCAAGGCGGGGGCCCUCCAGUGCAGUCCCAGCGACGCUUACACCAAGAAGGAGCUGAUUGAGUGUGCCCGCAGAGUCUCAGAGAAGGUGUCUCAUGUGCUGGCUGCGCUACAAGCUGGCAACCGCGGCACCCAAGCGUGCAUCACAGCAGCCAGCGCCGUGUCGGGCAUCAUCGCUGAUCUGGACACCACGAUUAUGUUUGCGACUGCCGGGACCCUGAAUCGUGAAAAUGUAGAGACCUUUGCUGAUCACCGGGAGGCCAUCCUGAAGACCGCCAAGGCCCUGGUAGAGGACACCAAGGUCCUGGUUCAGAAUGCCACGGCCAGCCAGGAGAAGCUGGCCCAAGCCGCCCAGUCCUCCGUGGCCACCAUCACUCGGCUGGCGGAGGUGGUGAAGCUGGGGGCAUCCAGUUUGGGCUCUGAGGACCCCGAGACUCAGGUGGUGCUAAUCAAUGCUGUGAAGGACGUAGCCAAAGCUCUUGGGGACCUGAUAAGCGCCACUAAGGCAGCGGCUGGCAAAUCUGGAGACGACCCAACGGUGUACCAGCUGAAGAACUCUGCAAAGGUGAUGGUCACCAACGUCACUUCGCUGCUGAAGACGGUGAAGGCUGUGGAGGACGAGGCCACGAAGGGGACCCGAGCGCUGGAGGCCACGAUUGAGCACAUCCGCCAAGAGCUUUCCGUCUUCUGCUCCCAGGUGCCGCCUGCCAAGACCUCCACCCCAGAGGAUUUUAUCCGCAUGACCAAAGGCAUCACCAUGGCGACUGCCAAGGCUGUAGCGGCUGGCAACUCAUGCCGCCAGGAGGACGUGAUUGCCACCGCCAACCUGAGCCGCCGGGCCAUCGCAGACAUGCUGCGCUCUUGCAAGGAAGCUGCCUACCACCCGGAGGUGAGCCCCGAUGUCCGGCACCGAGCCCUGCGCUUUGGCAAGGAGUGUGCCACCGGCUAUCUGGAGCUGCUGGAACACGUGCUGGUGAUCCUCCAGAAGCCAAGCCAUGAUCUGAAGCAGCAGCUGGCCGGGUACUCCAAGCGGGUGGCCGGCUCUGUGACCGAGCUCAUUCAGGCCGCAGAAGCCAUGAAAGGGACCGAGUGGGUCGAUCCGGAGGAUCCUACGGUCAUCGCAGAGAACGAACUGCUGGGCGCAGCAGCUGCCAUCGAGGCUGCCGCCAAGAAGCUGGAGCAGCUGAAGCCACGGGCCAAGCCCAAGCAGGCGGACGAGAGUCUCAACUUCGAGGAGCAGAUUCUGGAGGCUGCCAAGUCCAUCGCUGCAGCGACCAGCGCCCUGGUGAAAGCCGCCUCGGCUGCCCAGAGAGAGCUGGUGGCCCAGGGGAAGGUGGGUGCCAUCCCAGCCAAUGCGGUGGACGACGGGCAGUGGUCUCAAGGGCUCAUUUCAGCAGCCCGGAUGGUGGCCGCUGCCACGAACAACCUGUGUGAGGCAGCGAAUGCCGCCGUCCAGGGCCACGCCAGCGAGGAGAAGCUCAUCUCUUCGGCCAAGCAAGUGGCCGCCUCCACGGCACAGCUGCUGGUGGCAUGCAAGGUCAAGGCCGACCAGGACUCUGAGGCCAUGAAGCGCCUGCAGGCUGCCGGCAACGCUGUGAAGAGAGCGUCGGACAACCUCGUCAAGGCAGCCCAGAAAGCAGCCGCCUUCCAGGAUCACGAGAACGAGACCGUGGUGGUGAAGGAGAAGAUGGUGGGGGGGAUUGCACAGAUCAUUGCUGCCCAGGAAGAGAUGCUACGCAAAGAGCGGGAACUCGAGGAGGCACGCAAGAAGCUUGCCAUGAUCCGGCAGCAGCAGUACAAGUUCCUGCCUUCGGAGCUGCGGGACGAAGGGCAGAACUGAGCCCCCCC
Molecule: messenger RNA, 7645 nt
Organism: Euleptes europaea (tarantolino)
Lineage: Eukaryota; Metazoa; Chordata; Lepidosauria; Squamata; Sphaerodactylidae
Gene: TLN1
Product: talin 1
Exons: 55
Coding region: 9-7637 (2542 amino acids)
Biological process (GO): platelet aggregation
Cellular component (GO): focal adhesion; plasma membrane; ruffle
Molecular function (GO): actin filament binding; structural constituent of cytoskeleton; integrin binding
Source: RefSeq, a predicted model, not a curated record